GAAAGGCAAAUUGUGAGCACAAUGGAACAUUAUCACUCUGUUUUUGCAAUAGAGGCUUUCAAAUUUCAUACCCAGCUGCAGAUGAGGUUUUUUGAGAUAGAGAAGAACACGUUUAAUUACACUGCAGGAACAGAAUGAGAUUUGCUGUGUUCGCAACGUUUGGCCUAGCUUUAGCUGUUUCUGCUGAUCGAGGUUCCAACUGUGUUGAACCUCGUUCAAAUUCCAUGAAGUUUUCACUUGUCAGUCAGAAGAACACAACAGGCCAGUGGACAGCCCAGUUACAACUGAUACAUGAUGGGCGUAAGACGGACGAGAGGUCAUCAUGGGAAGUAGAUUUGGAACAAAGCGUCAUCUCUUGUAAUGGCCAGGAAAGAAUCAACCUAACUGCGACUUUAACAGCACCACCUGAACCACCCACACCUGGAUACGAACUAUUUCCUCGUAUGGGCUACUACAAGUUUCAUCCUACUGGUCACAUCUGGAAAGAUGCACUGAGCGUCUGCAUGCAAGAAGGAGCCCAUCUAGCCAUCAUAAACUCGAAAGCGGAGGCCAACCUUAUCAAGGGUCUAUUCGCGAGGUAUCUCGAAGUGAAGAGCAGCACGGACAACAACCACGCCUUCCUCGGGUAUCAUGACCACUACAACGAGGGACAAUAUGAAACUAUAUUGGGACAGCCUUUAAACAGCACGGGUUAUUAUGUCUUCACAUCCGGACAGCCAAACAAUGCUGCCAUUGGAAUUGAUCCCGAUCAAGACUGCGGGGGAGUGACCCGCGAAGGCCUGUUGAACGACUUGCCUUGCAAUACCCGCUACGCGUUCUUCUGCGAAAUGGAGCUGCCAUAGUGACAAGUCAAGAAGAUGGGCAACGUUUAAAAAGAAACGUAUUUUAGAAUUUUUAUAUUAUCUCUAUAUUUUUAUUGCUUAGAGAAUCACUUCUUGAACAGUGUUUAUUCUUGUAGAUGGCUGUCUUCUGAGUUGUAGCGCCGUGUAGUUUGGUAGAAGACUGCCUACGUUUCAGAAGUACGUGUUGCCUCCAUUAUAAUUUCGAUUAGUAAUCACCCUGAUGAUGGAGGAUAAAAGACCUCUAAAACAUUGGUAAACUCCUAACAGACUAUACGGUGCUACAAUCCGGAAGAAAACCACCAUCAUAUCACAGCGAGAAACUGAAAUUUUACUUAAUUUUUACUUUUAUUUUAAUAUUAAUAUUGAAUUGAAUUGAAUUGAAUUGAAUUACCGUUGUACGGUAUUCAUACAAUAUCUGCUUCCUUCAGUUGUGUUAGCGCUGAGAAUAUCGGAAAUUCACACCGUUGAACUACUUAAUUCAACUGAGAGUUAAACCGUCAGAUUGAACCGUUACAAUACAAAUUUGUUCAUUAUCAUGAUCGGUCUAACACCACGAAGCCGCUUAGACCGGAUCACAGAAACUGCCCUUGAUCGUCUUUUGAAAGGGCCGCAGACGUAAUUCACGAACUCUGUAAAUCACUCGUAUUUUCAAGGAACUUCACGUCACUUCCGCCCUCAAAGGCCACGAUAUUUGAUCCUGUUCCGAGGACAGGUUUGGGGAAGCGUAUGAAGCCAGUCACUACUAGUCAGCUCACACCUUAUUAGUCUUACCGAUGUGAAGGAAUUUCCUUGUUCCAAGCUAACUGCCUACAGUCGCGUCUUCAAUAGUGAACAAAAUUGCCAUCACCGUCAAGGAGACGGUGAGUGUCCACAGAGUGUCACUAAUAGGGUGUUGCUUGGGUGGUGGUAACAUUUCUUAACAACAGUUUCUAUUAAGAUUCACACAAUGUAUUAUCACUUUAUUUAAUGCCAUGAUUAUAAUGGCACGGGUUGGAAGGAGAGGUCGAGGCCUAUUUAAGUUUAUAGGACAUAGUAUUGGGCACAGUUAAUUGCCUAAAGUACGUUUGAAACACGCGACGUUUCGGAAUUUGACCCUACUCUUGUCUUCAUGUGACUGUUGUCGCAACAGUAACACCUCAGUGGUUUAGUGGUUUGCAUAUAAACCUAUGAUUCUAAAAGUCCGGGAUUCGAUCCUGAUAUUUGUCAUUAUUACUGUUAAUUCUUACAAAGAAAAAAGAAGUAAAUAACUAAGAUUAUCUAUUUUAUGUUAACAUUGUCCAGGGGUGGGAGCAGUAAAACAACGCCGGGUGUUAAAAUACAAUUAAUAUUUCAUUACCUCUUUAGAAAUUAUUGCCAUAGAUAUAGUCUUUGAAGGACACAUGCGGCCGAAUUAAGCAGUUCUGUACAACUGUAGUUAAUGGUAAGCACCAUUAAGGCAGAAAUCAUAUAAAUUUUACUCUGUGUAUUUCAUGAUGGAUGGGUUGGAGGCGAAAACAAUAUUUAUUUGUGAAGAAAGCAUGAGGCUUUCGUCAAAAUCGAUACUAAUUUGCUCAUUAAAUGAAUAGGAUAUUCUGGGAGGUUUGUUACGACAUACGCGUCGACCAUUUCUUGACGGAAAUAUAUUACGAGACUAAGAAUAUACUGAGGUGUUUAGAUGACAUUCAAGCUGUAACUAAAAAGUAGCACAUGAUUAUAAUCUCAGAGAAACACAGUGAUAAAUAUUGUAUGAUACAGUGGAGGCGUAGCUCCACGCAUUCUUAAACUCAGCACCAGAUGAAGGUGAAUGGUUAGCUCCCGACUUUCGUAACUUUAUUCCUGAGGACGUGGUAUUGAGAAUAAUUCCAGUUAGAGGCUGUAUGGCCCAUAUUUCAAGUUAGAAUUCCUAAUAAAACUAUAUCUGAAAAUACAGAAUGUUCUAUUUAAAACACAACCUAAAUAUAACAGUCUAUCACAUGGGGGAAAACCUGCUUCUAAUUUUACUUUUAUACCGGAGUACGUGACUGGUUUUUGGUUGCUUUGUAAAUGAUAUAUUUUGUACAAUAUUACAUAAUAUAUUAUAAUACGCAAUCGACCUUCGUACUUUGAAAUUAUUCACUUAUAAUGUACUCUUUCUGUAGCUUUCAAUUUUUUGACGUGUGAAAUGAAAGUUACCGAUUCAUGAUUAAAUAUUUUAUUUUAAACUCUAAAUUUGUCUUGUAAUGAAUAAUCACAGCUCUUUUUCUAUUCCCGAAUCUGUGUAUGCAACUAUUCUAUGCAGAAUGUAAUGACAAGUGUUAAGUUAAGUAUUUUAACUUACCCAUUUGAAAUUAAACUCCCGCUUUCCUGUAAUGAUUACUGUUAAUAAAAAUUCACUUUCAGCAAACAUGGAUGUAAUAAAAUAUAACAUCAAUAUUCCAACGUAAUUAUAAAAGUAAUUACGUGAGUACGUGGAUAUUUCAAACAAUAAGUUCAUUCAAAUCAUAUUUAACAGUUCAUUUCGAAAAAAAGUCUCCAAAACAAAUAUCACUAGGGUAAUAAUGAUUAGAGAAAUAACCGCUGUUAAAUGCAUGAAUUGUGUGAAACCAAUAAAUAAGCUCUUUGAGCAAAAUUAAAAAUUACUAUAUGUUACAGAAAGCAGCACGUAGAGUUAUAACUGCGGUUUAAAGGGUUAAUGGUCUGCCAACAGAAAGUAAAUUUAUGAGUAAAAAGAAUCCCUACUGUAUUUCAAGUUUUUAUUGUUGUUCUCAUUAUUUAAUUGAAACAUGAGAAUAAAUUAAACAAAAUAAAUGUUAAAUGUAAUACA
Molecule: messenger RNA, 3624 nt
Organism: Zootermopsis nevadensis
Lineage: Eukaryota; Metazoa; Arthropoda; Insecta; Blattodea; Termopsidae
Product: hemolymph lipopolysaccharide-binding protein
Source: RefSeq, a predicted model, not a curated record